CAACUCUGUACAAACUGUUGGAUGACAACAGGAUGAAUGUCAACUGAAAAAAAUACUUAUAAUAAGCAUGUAACAUCAAGUUUUAUUAUAAAAAGUGAGAAGAUACACCAUGAUCUAACAAGUAACAAAAGAAUAAGAAGAUGAAUAUCUAUAGAAAUUAGGAUCAAACAGGCAUGAGAUAGUUGAACAUCAUGGAUACCAGUAUCAGUGGUCACUCUUCCACCUCUGAAAGGGAUGACAUUGAAUGUCAGCUACAAUAUGAAAAUGUAGGAUCUGUAAUGUUCCAAAAUGAAAUGCAUGCUGGGAAUUUUCUGAAGGAAAUGAACUUACUGUAUGAAGAUGAUUUGCUGAAGGAUAUCACUCUUUGUGUUCAAGGUCAAUCAUUGUCUUGUCACAAGGUCGUCUUGGCUGCUGCAAGUCCUUAUUUCAAGGCCAUGUUUACAUUAGAUUUAAACGAAAGUAAACAAUCACUUAUUGAGCUACAUGAAAUAGAUUUUGAAUCUGUUAGUUUUAUUGUUGACUAUUCUUAUACUGGUUCCAUAAAUAUUCACCAGGAAAAUGUACAGAAUCUAUUAGGAGCUGCUUCCCUGUUUCAGAUUUUACCAGUGCAAAAAGCUUGUGCCAAAUUUUUAGAAACACAAGUUGAUAAUUCUAACUGUAUAGGUAUAUUCAAUUUUGCACAUAUUCAUAAUUGUGAUAGUCUAAGACUAAAGGCUAGAGAACAUAUUGAGAAAAAUUUUACAGAAGUUUGUCGAGGAGAAGAAUUUUUAUGUCUGUCAUUAGAUAAAGUAGAAGAUUUGAUAUCAAGUGAUGAAUUGAAUGUUGAUCGUGAAGAGAUUGUUUUUGAAGCAGUUAUGACAUGGAUUUCAGAGAAAGAAGAAGAUAGACGAUCUUUUAUUGGUGGUUUGCUGCCCCAUAUUAGACUUGGACUUCUAUCUGUCAAAUAUCUGAAAGACAAUGUCAUGAACAAUAAAUAUAUUCAGGAUUCUGAUACUUGUAUUAAUCUUCUAGAGAGUUUGAUUAAAUUAGAAAGUAAUCCUGAACUUUAUUGUGGCAAACACAAUUUCAGUCUGGCCUUGAGGUCUGGAAUGAUUAAACCAGAACAUUGUAUUCUUUUUGUAGGAGGGACUGAUCAUGGUCGACGGAACACUUCUAUCAAUUGUUACAAUCCAUUAACUAGAGAAACAUUUUAUAUGGAAGAUUAUCCAACUGCCAAACGCUUAGGAGAUUAUGAAGUAGAAGAUUUAUCGUGUGUUGUUACCGAACAAGGAAUGUUAUACUCAGGGGGUGGUAACUACAUUUAUCAUGACUUUCCUUCGGAACAUUUCGAUUCUGACGAUUCUUUUGAUGAUUUAGAGGAGAGAAUUGUUAGAAAAGACUUCUACUGCUAUGACAAUGAUCACAACAAGUGGCUAUCCAUGGCACCAAUGCUGUUCCCAAAGUCAAACUUUACUUUGGCAAGCUUGGGCAAGAAAAUUUACUGUUUUGGUGGAGUUACCGAGAACCAACAUCCAACAGAAAUUAUUGAAGUUUACGACAUCGAGAAGAACCGAUGGAGUUAUCAGGGUAUGUUACCUACAACACUUGUAGACUUAUGUUCAGUUGUAUAUGAUGAAUAUAUAUUUCUGUUAGGUGGUAGAACAGGUGUUGGUGCUCAUAAUCUUGUCGUAAUGUACCACCCAACAAAAGGAAACUGGAUUUCCAGAGCAGGGAUGCCAACUCCACGAUUUAAAUUUGGUGCAUGUUUGGUGCAUGGUGAGAUUUACGUAGCUGGAGGCCAGAUUUACUCGCAUGCCUCCCAGACAAUAAGUAGAGAAGCUCUGAAAUCAGUAGAAAUAUUUAAUAUAUCAGACAAUCAGUGGCGACAGGGUCCAGAUUUACCAGACGAAAUGUACAAUGUAGGACUAAGCAUGGUGAAUGGUGCUCUAUAUUGUUGUGGGACGGUAGAAUAUAGAAGAUUAACCAGAAUAUGUCGUUAUAACAUUGUGUGUAAACUUGACUUUGCGACAAAUCGUUGGACCAUUAUAGAACAAUUGCUGAGUACUUGUCAGAACUUCCAUUGUAUAUCAGCAAGACUCCACACACGGAAACUAUCACAAGUCUUCCGACCUGAUGUUGAUACAUAGCCUCAAAUAUACAUUAGGAAGAAUUUUUUAUUUUUCAAUAUGUACAACAAACUCUGUUCUUAAAUAGUUUUCAUUUAAGCUGUUUCUGUAUAAACAAUGAUAAAAAAUCUAUGUAUUCCUUGCACAUUUUUACAUCUACAUCAAGAAAAGGUAUAAAAAGUUAAAUACAUUUCUUGCAUUUUUAACAGUCAUAACAAAGUUAUGCAGCUCUUGAUUAUUUUUACCCGUUUAAGACGAUUACUUUUACUCGUUUAAGACAAAUUAAGGUUAAAAUGUAAUCCUAAUAGAAGAUUUAACAUACAUGAGAUAUAUAUUGAAGUCAAAAAAAUUUUAAAACAUGACUCAUAGAACUUACAAAAUGUACAUGUACCUGUUUUAUUUUUCAAAUUUCAUUUGAAAUUGAUUGUAAAUCGGUAGAAUUUGAUGGUAAGAAUUUUUAUUUUUCUGCACUUAUUUCAACAUAACCAUGAUAACUAGAACUUUUUCUUUUUGCAAUUGCUGGAAUUUUUUCCCAGUUGCUUAUUUGGAAAGAAAUAAUUCAAAUUGUGACUUGAAAAUGUUUUUUUUUCUUUCUUAAAGUCGGAUGAUUUAUCUUGUAUGACUAGAUACAUUUGAAUUUGAUCUAGUCAUGGUAGUCUUUUUUCAUGUUUAUUGGAGAAUUUGAAACUAUAACAAAACUAAGGUGCCAAAUGUGUAAUUAAUCUUGUGAAUGACUUUAAUUUGAAAAGAAUUGGAUAAUGACCAUUAGGAAUGUACUGGUACAAGGUAUUCAGUGGUAUUGAUUAUCUAUUUAACAUGUUUAAAUUAUAGGCCAAGUAAAAAGAUAUGUCUGUUUAGGGUAAGUUAAGUUGGUACAUGUAGGUAAAUAAAUACUUAUAUAUAUAAUAUAGGUUGAUUGAUUGAUUUAUUAUAGUUCAACACCAGGUCAGCUCACAUAUAGACUGUAAACGGGAUCAAUUUGGAAUUAAAGCAAGCACAAACAUACCACAUCUCCUUAUUUUAUAUUAAAUGACCUCCUGAUGGAACAGCCUGUUGAAUAAAUUGUUAAUUUCCUAUUGUUUUGAAUAUGCAUGAAAUAUUUGCCACUGAACAAACGAUCAAUGAAUGAAUCAAUUUAUAUUUGACUUAACCUGUACUUGUUUUUUAGAAUCUUUGUAAGUUGUACAUGUCUGUUUUACUUGGUCUAGCUGAUAUUGGCCUCACUUUCAUGGUUUAUCAAUCAAAAUUUGUUCAGUUUCUUAAUUUAAUUAAGUUUUGAAUAAGACUUAGAAAAACUGUAAUAUUUCAUUUAUUGUCUGUUAAAUGUAUCUGUGGUAGUUUUUUGUCUUCUGUAAUUCUUAAAGGAUUGAUACUUUCUCGGACUGAUUGAUAAUUAUAUUUUAAUCAACAUGUGGCUUGUUUGAUCUCAGUUGUUGAUUGGUCAAAAUUCAAUUAUGACGUCAAAUUUCUUGAUUUACUCUGAAUUAACUAUUGUGAUAUAUCAUGAAAAAAGCCACCAUGCCUGAUGACGUCAAUUAAAUAGAACACAUCUUUUUGAAGAUCAUUGAAAAAGAAAGAAAAAGUGUGCAUACAUAUUUUCUAAAAAUCAUUUAAGAAACAGACACCACCAUGGAAUCUUAUGCAAUAUGAUAAUGACAUGUAUGAUAUUUCUACACUCUUGACAGUUAAAUUCCAAAGACAUUAUAUUAGAAAUAAUCAGCAAGCCUCUCAUUUCAAAUUUGAAAAUUGAACUCUCUUGAGUUGAGAAAUAUAGUAUCAAUCUCAAUGCAGUGGUAGAAUCUAUAUUUCAUUUAAAUUGGAUUCAUGUUAAUCUGACUUUUAUCCUAUAGAUUUUUAUGAUAUUCAGUCGUGAUGAUUAAUUAUGCGGGCAAGACAUUACUAUGCAUCCACUGUUGUUUAUUUUGACAUAUUAUUUCCUUUACUGUCACUGCCUAAGACUUAAUUGUCUUUUUGGGAGAUGCAUUUUUUUUAUUGCAUUUAAGAAUAAAUAUCAGAGUGUAUUUUAGAAUAAUUAGGCUAUAAUAAUACUGUAAAUUAGAUGUGGCUUGUUGAUAUAAAUGUAAAUUGUGUGGCCUAAAUACAAUUUUUUUUAUCAGACUUUCCAUUUAUAUAACUAGAUUCAUAUGAUUUUAUUGUAUUGCAGUACAUUUUUCACAAAACUAUUCUGAUUGAUUCAAAAUUUAUAAAACGUUGCUUUAUAAUGGGAGAUAACUCAGUUGAUUGAGUUUUUAUAAAAGACUGUAUUGAAAAAUUAUCUAAUUUAUAAUGUUGUGGGAAAACACGUUUUCAUUCUACUAACAUGAGUGCUGUCUUGUGUAUAAUAAUUACAUAAUAUGAGAAAUUUUGUAUAGCUUUUACUAGCCCGAAAACAAGCAUGGUGACCUAUACUUUUUUUUUAUUGUACCUGUAUCUAAAAAAAAAAUAUAUAACUACAUUUUGUAAAGCAUACACAAAUUUGAAUCCAAUAAAACUUAAAUUAAGUCAUUAGGUAAAAUUCAGUAAUUUUUUUGUUUACCUAGAAUGCAAUAGAGAAUUUUUACCUACAGAAUUUGAUUCUCAAAGAAGCUGCCUUUCACAGAUGGAAAUAUUAGGACCUUACGAUCUUCCUCACUGUUUAUACAGGGUGCAUAUGUCUCAUGAAAAGAUUUGUAGUAUCAUCAAUACUUAAGCAGAUUCAGACUGGCUCUAGUCAAGGUGCACUUUAUAAUAAGUGUUGUAAUUGCCACAAGAUUUUGUAGUUAGCCCCUGACAUUCUGGCUUAUAACACCUAUAAAACUGACCACUAUGAAAUUGUACAAAUUAUUAUAUAAAUGGUAUUUACCUCUAACAACAAACAAACAAUUAUCUCUCUAGGGAUAAGCUUUGGGUGUUUCUAAACAAUUCAAUGGUUUAUAGUGUGCUAUUUUUUUCAUUUUCCCUAGUGCUUCCAUAAUCAUAUUGUUGUUAUAAAAAAUUUUUGCCAAAUUUUUAUGUCUGAUAUUUUAUGCGUUAUAAAAAAAAGUUUGCAUCCUCUACUUUUAACUGGAUAAAAUGAUUGCACAUGUAUGGUAAUUAGGUGGAGAUUCCCUUAACAUUGAUUUCCUUUAUAAUCCUUACAAACAAUGAUAAUUUUGCACAGCUAGUUAUAGCUAGAAAACAAGCAUGGUGACCUAUACUUUAAAUGACACCUUUAUUUUUGAAAAUAAAUAUGUAGACCUUACUGAGAAGUCAGAAUGAUAUGGUUUGAUUUACAUUUGUAUUUGUUGUUGUUUGUCAACCUGUUAGUGUAUCUGCUUUAUCUCCAUGUGUACACACUGUUUACUUCUAAGAAUAAUGUCAACUUAGUAAAUAAUAUUUCUGUGGAUUUGAUAUUAUUCCAGAGGAACUAAUUUUGAGAAUUUCUUUAGUAAAGGUGAACCAGAUGUUAGCAAUUUCAACAUUCUACAAAAUUCAAAUUGGAUUGCAUGCAUGAAAAUACAUUUUCUCCUUAAUCCAUGAAAGUUGCCCAGACCCAUAUUGAACCUCUAAGGCAACACUCAUCAUAAAAAAAAAAAAUUAUAUAAAGUGUUCAGCCUUUUGAUAUUAUGGAAGCCUUACUAAGAACUUAAUUCUAAAAUGAUUAAAAAUACAAGUAUAAAUUGAAGUUCUUUUGGUGAUUUUUUAGCUGAAAUGUCAUUUUGCUGUGAGAAGAAUUAAGAUCUAUGAGGGUCUGAAUGGGGUUUACAGAAUAGAGAUUAAUUGUCCAAUCGAAUAAAAAUAAAAAUAGAGAAUACUGGGUAAACAAAUAAAGAGUAUUGAAAAAUAGCUUAAAAUAUCAAGAAUACAGAAAUCAAGACCCCAUCCAGACCCUCCUCUAUUAUUCAAAAUAACAUUACAAUAGCAUUCCAAAAUAUAACAGAUGUCUGUCCUCUUAGUCUUUCAUUAAAAAGAAGCAAAAUCUUGCUGACACAUUUUCAAAAUGAUUUUAGUGAAGAAUGUUGCAAGUCUUCAGGUUGUCAGCUUAUCAAUUGUAAACCUACUUUGGUAAUGUAUUUUAUUUUUUUCAUGCUGUCAAACAUUUUAGACAUAUGUUAUAUUUGUAAUACAUGUACCAUCAAACAAAACAUUAAAUGAGAAAAAUUAAAGAA
Messenger RNA from Mytilus californianus (California mussel), 6232 nucleotides. RefSeq names its product kelch-like protein 28. Gene Ontology annotation, molecular function: protein binding. The record is from RefSeq and is a predicted model, not a curated record. NCBI's taxonomy places the organism in Eukaryota, Metazoa, Mollusca, Bivalvia, Mytilida, Mytilidae. The coding region runs from base 192 to 2126 and encodes 644 amino acids. The transcript is spliced from 2 exons.